AUGGCACUCGUUGACAAUAGAAUUGUUAACAGACAAGAUGCUCUAUUAGGGGCAGCACAAGGAAAUUUAGCAUAUGAACCAGGUAAUAAAGUAUUUACGGUUAAUUAUUUAAUCGCAUAUGCUAUUACAAAUAAUACUCAUUCAAUAGAGUAUAAAGAAAAAGAGAAUAUCACAAUGGAAGAUAUAUUCUCAGAAAUUGGAACUGUAGAAGGCAGUAAAUUUACUGAACCAUCACAGUUACAAGAAAAUUGGGCAAUGAAUAUUACGCGAAAUAAAAAGGUUUUACACCAAAGGCCUAGAUAUAGUCUUUCUAAUUCUUUAAGAUUAAGUGAACCUAGUUCAUCUGAAAUCUCUUCUGAUUUAAUGAGAUCAAUGUCUGAAAGAAUAGACAAAUAUGGAGAAAUCCUCAAAGAGGUAGUAGGAAUUUAA
This is a messenger RNA of Erigeron canadensis, 429 nucleotides long. RefSeq lists its product as uncharacterized. The record is from RefSeq and is a predicted model, not a curated record. Bases 1 to 429 code for a protein of 142 amino acids. NCBI's taxonomy places the organism in Eukaryota, Viridiplantae, Streptophyta, Magnoliopsida, Asterales, Asteraceae. The transcript is spliced from 2 exons.